AGUGAAAGGCGCACACACGGUUCCCUGACACGGUUCGCAGUGGCAGACGGUGGCGGAGGAGCUGCGACUGGAUGUCAGAGGACCGCAGGGAAUUACAGCAAUUAUCCCUAAAUGUGAUGAAAAUAUAGGACAUUUCUUUUUAAAUCUCGAGGAUAAUCUGACGCACAGAGGGAGAAAACACCCUUCAACCAUUUUUGGGAAUUAAUUUCUUAUCUCUGUCCAAAAGGUGCGUAAGUAAAAAAUGUUGCCACAUUGCUCCCUCCUGCUGUUGCUAUGUGUGGCCCGGCUUCUCUCCCCCUCCUCGGCUCUUCCCUUCGAGCAGAAAGGCUUCUGGGAUUUUGCCAUGGACAGUAUGGACAGCGGCGGGAUGAUGACAAUGAUGAGGGAUGAGGAAGAAGGUUCAGCCACAGAGGAGCCCUUCCCCCCUGACAUGCCCAUGUGCCCCUUCGGCUGCCACUGUCGGCUCAGGGUCGUCCAGUGCUCUGACCUCGGUCUGACUGAGGUGCCAAAGAAUAUUCCUCCGGAUACCAAGUUCCUGGACCUGCAGAACAACCGUAUCACUGAGCUUACAGAGAAUGACUUCAAAGGCCUUACUAACUUAUAUGGUCUGUCUCUGAGGAAUAACCUUAUUUCCAAAGUCCACCCCAGAACAUUUGUCCCUCUGAAGCACAUGCAGAAGCUCUACUUCUCCAAAAACCUGCUGACCACUAUCCCGAAGAACCUGCCUGCCUCUCUGGUUGAGCUGAGGAUCCAUGAGAACCGCAUCAAGAAGGUGGCAGCUGGAGCCUUCGCAGGACUGGGCAACAUGAACUGCAUAGAGAUGGGAGCAAACCCCAUCCAGAACAGUGGUUUUGAGCCUGGAGCCUUCAAGGGACUGAAACUGAAUUAUCUGCGUAUAUCAGAGGCCAAACUGACUGGGGUGCCAAAAGAUCUCCCAGAGAGUCUCAAUGAGCUUCAUCUGGACCACAACCAGAUUCAGGCCAUAGAACUGGAGGACCUGAGCCGCUACAAAAACCUUUACAGGCUGGGCCUUGGCUUCAAUCAUAUCCGGAACAUUGAGAAUGGCAGUCUGUCCUACCUCCCCAGGCUGAGAGAGCUCCAUCUGGACAACAACCGUCUCACUCGUGUUCCCAAGGGCCUCCCAGACAUGAAAUACCUACAGGUGGUGUACCUGCACUCCAACAGCAUCAGCCAGGUCAGUGUGGAUGACUUCUGCCCUCGCGGAUUUGGGAUGAAGAGGACGUUCUAUAACGGCAUCAGCCUGUUUGCUAACCCUGUCAACUACUGGGAGGUGCAGCCGGCAACGUUCCGCUGUGUCAGCGACCGGCUGGCCAUUCAGUUCGGCAACUACAAAAAGUAAAGACAGGGUGAUGCUGAGAGAUGGAGAGAGUGAGGGAAAGGUGAUGGAGGACGAGCAGAUAAUUUAAAUAAUGAAAAAACUUGAGAGAAAAGGGAGUUCGUAUUGCAGAAGAUUAUUUUUUAUUAUUAUUAUUAAUUUUUUGGAGAGAGAGAGGGAGCGAAUGAUGGAGAAAAUGGGCAAUAAACUGAUGAAAUAGGAGGAAAGGUCAAAAAUACAAUAACACAACUUGAAGGGAGUGGAAGGCAAAGUGCUUGCAGGACUUCAUCUGAUUUUUUGCAUUUUUUGAAUUCAAGGUUUUAAAGUUUUAACAUUUGAAAAGGAUGAAACAGAGGAGACUGUCCGAGAAGAAUGUUUUCCCCAGUCUAAAUCAAUGAAAAAAUUAGUACUGAGAACUUGUGAAGCAUUUCAUUCCAUUUUUUUUUACACAACAGUGCUUAUUGUGACAGAAUUCAUUUUUGUUUUAUUAACAUUUUGGUUAAGAUUAUGAGUAAAAAAUAGAAACGCAACGCUUUAUAGAUUGUUUUUAUAUAUAUAUAAAAAGGUGCUCUGUAUGACUUUCUGUGUGUGCUGAUUUGGGAGGUCCAUCACAUUGUCCCUGUUUCACUGGUUUGAAGCCAUUUGGUCCUCAACUCUGUGAUUUAAUGAUACUGUAUUAAUAAACAACUGGUCACAGAACUGGGGCUAUUUUCCACCAUUUACAGACACAAAAACAAUUGCACAAAAAGUUGAAACUUCAGUUCAAGUUUGCCACCAGCUAAACAACAUUUUUGUAAAUAUCAUGGCAGUUGAUUUUAUUGAAAGACCAAUAGGUACAGUUAUAUAUUCCCCUCAUCAGAGCCAAACAUCUUUUCUUACUCACCUGAGGUGACUGUACCAUCAGAGUGCCUUUGUAAAGAGUUUGUUCUGUGCCUUUACUAAAUAUUACGCUGUCUGUAUGAUACUUUUAAACAGUAUUCCUGGAGGGGGACACUGAGGUUGUGGGGUUUUUUUCCCCAGAUAGAGGAAACACACAUCCGCUUUGCUUUGAGUCAAUGAAGGCAGUGUGUUCACAUAGUGCUACGAACAAUAGUAGUGUUGAUGCAUUGUUUUGCACAAUUUUUCUGUUAUGCUUUAUCUGCUUCAGGGUUACUGGGGGGUUAGCCUGUUUACAUUGGCAGACCUUUGUGGAACUACUUUAGCCAUAAGUAUUCUGUCCUGUCUCUGUUCUGUAAUCUGACAAGCUACUGCUGCAUGUGAAUAAAAACAUUUUUAGCCUGCUACAUUAAGCCAGUCAACAACUGAUGCCCCUAGGUUGGAUGCUGUGUGAGAAAUAAAGAAGAUAAAUCAAAAACAGAAAACACUUGAUAAUUUACACUUUGUAAAGGUAAAAAAAAAAAAAGUAAUCAGAGAAAUUUAUAACACUCGAACACAAACAUGUUCAACACGGUCACAUUACAUGCAACGUGACAACAACUGAUUCUUUGAACAUUUGUGGGAUUCAGACAAAAGUGUUCAUGAUAUUUUGAUUCAGUGGACACGAUGUCUUCAAUUCAAAUUUACAGUUAUGUUGACCUGAAGUCAUGAGUUUGCAUCACUCUCAGCAUUUCAUAUGAUAUCCUUAAAGGGAAAAUAAAGUAUUUAAAAAAAGAAAUUUUAUAUCAGUGUACACAUACUUAAGCUAUCUUCAACAGUGACGUAAUUAUAA
Molecule: messenger RNA, 3044 nt
Organism: Toxotes jaculatrix (banded archerfish)
Lineage: Eukaryota; Metazoa; Chordata; Actinopteri; Toxotidae
Gene: bgnb
Product: biglycan b
Exons: 8
Coding region: 242-1360 (372 amino acids)
Molecular function (GO): protein binding
Source: RefSeq, a predicted model, not a curated record